GCUACCGGAACCGGUCAAGCAGGCGUAUCACUGCCAUGCUGUUUCCCAGGUGACAGAAAUUAAGAAAAGAGAAAGGUGUGGCGACGCCCACCUGGGUGAGGCGCGGAGGUUAGGUACAGACUGGGCGAAUGAACGAUGGCCAUACAGUUGUCGCGAAGAAGCGUCAGUGUGCUGUGAUUUUUCCCCUGGGGACCGAAGUGCGAUCAAACCUACCUCCCACUCGCCAGCACACCUUCUCCCCAGUCCCGAUGGCACAACAUGACAAGAGUGACCUCCCUCCUCCAUACUCUGAGGCUGUGCAGAUCCAGCCCCCCUCUUAUGGAGGGCUAGUUUAUGGAAUGGAGGGGCCAUAUCGCCUCAGCCAACCCCACUACAUCCCUCAGCCUGGCCCGCCCAUCCGACCCUACCCAACCCACCACAUACAGCCUCCUCCCCGCAAGCAGAAGAGGCUGUGCUGUGGCUCGACCCGCUGCUACGGCGGCUCCGGGGUCACCGCCGCCCUGCUGGUGCUGCUCGGCGUCGCCAUCUGGCUGGGAGUGCACUACAGCUCCCGCAUCCUGCUGGGCUACGGCAGCGGCGGUCUCGUCGACUUCGACGGGGGCGCUGCGGAUGAAGACGGAGACGGGAACGGCGGCGGGGGGAACCGGCCCGGCCCGGCCAUGCAGGACUCCUGCCCCAACGACACGGUCCUGUGCGACAUGACCCGGGACUGCGAGAUGGGCAGCGACGAGACCGUCUGUGUGCGGUUCGGACGGGAGGCAGGUCUGAUGGUGAAGACGGCCCAGGACGGCCGUUUCCUGCCGGUGUGCUCGGAGGGCUGGAGCCAGGAGUACGCAGACAACACCUGCGCCCAGAUGGGCUUCCGAAAGAGCUAUAAGACUGGAAGUAUAGACAGCCAGCCCCUCACUGCGCUCACAGUGACUGCAAGAGGGUCUCGCCCCAUCCACGGACUGGUCAACGUCAGUUCUUCCUGUCCUGGAGAAAAGACCGUCUCCCUGGCGUGUGUUGACUGUGGCAAUCAGCAGUCCACUGCCCGGAUCAUCGGGGGCACGGCGGCCCAGGGCGGGGACUGGCCUUGGCAGGCCUCGCUGCACUAUCUGGGGGCCCAUGUCUGCGGAGGAUCCCUGGUGGCUCCAGACUUUGUUGUGACGGCGGCUCACUGCUUCCCGAGGUCCAGCCCCUCUGGAUCAGACGCCUCCAUUUGGAAGGUGUACCUGGGGAACUUCACCCAGGACAAUCUGCCCACCCCGUACUAUGUGGAGAGCAUCAUCCUGAAUGAGAACUACGACAGCAAGACAAAUGACCAGGACAUCGCCCUGCUGAAGCUCACUGAGCCCGUAGCUUUUUCAUCCACCAUCCAGCCAGUCUGUCUGCCUGCCUUCAACCAGAGAUUCAGCAUCAGGGAUAAGUGCUGGACCACGGGCUACGGGAGGACCGAGGAAAGAGUCGAAGAAGGCUCCCGGACUCUGAUGGAGGUGAAGGUAGACCUCAUUGACACCGGUGUCUGUAACAGCAGCAGGGUCUACGACGGAAACUUGUCCAAAAACAUGCUGUGUGCCGGCAACCUGGAGGAGGGGGGCAGAGACUCCUGUCAGGGGGACAGUGGAGGGCCCCUGGUGUGUGAGGCUGAAGACAGGCGCUGGUACCUUGUGGGUGUGACCAGCUGGGGGUCAGGCUGUGGGCAGAGCAUGAGGCCGGGGGUGUACAGCAAUGUGCGCAGCCUGCUGCCCUGGGUCUACAGCAGGAUGCAGCAAAACAGACCAUAACCAUGACAUCGCUACGUUUUGCACACCACCAACGAACAAACCGUACAUUCCCAAAGACGCCCCCCCCUCCAUCAAGCCCCAAGCUCCCCCCAUCUGAUUACAGUCCAAGAGGUCAAAUCUUCUCCAUCAGGACAAACGGUCAGACAGAGGGACAUCCGCUGGCAAGAGGAGAGGCUAGGGCAUCUUGGCCGGGUACCGUGGCAACAGCCAACCUGCCCAUUCCCCAUGACCCCACCCUCCCAGAGCCAGCAGGUUGUCACAUGCUUUUACACCGUUUACACCAUUCAGUGACCAGCUUGACCUCCAAAAAGAUGGACACUCUGCACAAAGCUUCCUGUCAAAAAAAUGCAAUAAGAAUGAGUGUUCUGUGCCUUCCCACUCUACUGUAGCUGUGUGUAAGCAGUCCGUUAUAUCCUUUAUACUUCCCACACCUUCCCAUCGCUUCACAACCAGUGGAACACAUACAAUCAAAUAGGAUAUGAUCAGUUAAUUCAUGCUUUUGCAGAUGUCAUCCUGAGUGUCUCUGCACUGACGUACUGCUCGUAUAUGUGUGUAAAGAUGUGUUUAGCGAUCUGUGAAUGUCUCUUGUAUAUUUUGUAUUUAUGACAGUCUGGGUAGUGGGAGUUGGAUGUGCUUUUUAUCAGGGAGAAGUUAUCCGCCACUUUCCACAUCCAUGCCCAAAACCUUUUAACCCUCUGAGUUUGCCUGCCACCCAAGUUUAAGGGGAAUUUGUGCAAUUAUCUCUCUCUCUCUCUCUCUCUCUCUCUCUCGCUCUCUCUCUCUCUCUCUCUCUCUCUCUCUCUCUCUGCGCACAAUGACACAUCCAUCCUCUCACCAUAUGCAUUACAGUCUUAAAGCAUUGAGUCACCCAGUUUUUAAUGGAUGGCCUCUCUCACUGUACCCAUACCCUAGACUACCAUCUGUCUUCCUUACAAUGCAACAGUCUCAACAUGCUUGUAAUGUGGUGACAAGAUAUCGGUCUAUCGGUUUAAAUGAGUAGACAGUUGUGCUACUGGCCAAGGCACUUUCUCUGUGGAUACUGUGAAAUAUUCUUUGUUAUGUACCUUUGUUUUAUAAUCCCAAAUGUUACAAAUGAAGAAAUUAUAAAUAAAAUAAAUCUAUCUUUGAAUUCAAAAA
This is a messenger RNA of Conger conger (European conger), 2903 nucleotides long. RefSeq names its product transmembrane serine protease 13a (gene tmprss13a). The coding region runs from base 129 to 1766 and encodes 545 amino acids. The transcript is spliced from 13 exons. Gene Ontology annotation, molecular function: serine-type endopeptidase activity. NCBI's taxonomy places the organism in Eukaryota, Metazoa, Chordata, Actinopteri, Anguilliformes, Congridae. Gene Ontology annotation, biological process: proteolysis. The record is from RefSeq and is a predicted model, not a curated record. Gene Ontology annotation, cellular component: membrane.